UGCACGUGCCCUUGCUGUUUAUCCCGCUUAACGUGCUUGGUGCUGUCUACCCCUGCAGUGUACCUACCGAAUGCGCCCGGGCUGAAUACUCUGUUGCAUGUGUCCCUGCUGGGUGUUCAGCGUGGACGCGGCGCUGCGGUGUGCUCGCUGUGGAUGUGCCGGCUCUUGGGCGUGAGACGUCUGCAGGUGUGUCAGCUGGAGACGGGCGGAACCACGAGCGUGCUGACUUUGCCCCUGUAGCCUCUGCUCUCAGCGGGCGGGUCUGCAGAGCCCAGAUACCCGGAGAAUCCAGACUCAGCAGCUCCUUUCUCUCCCGGACGAGAACGUGCACCAGGCCAUGAGGAACACGAGCAAGGAGGUGCAGAGCACCUCUCACCGCUACGCUCCCUGCGACUGGUACUACCACCUACCUGUGAAGCGCUCUGAGAAGGCUGUGGGUGCCCCACCCCCAUCCCAGAUCCCAGGGCUCAGUGACUUGGGAGACACCCCAAAUGGAAACAUGCCCCGUGCUCGGAGAUACUGGAUAAAAGAAACAGACUCAGAGUAUGUGAAACUGGCCAAGCAAGGCGGCAGACCUGAUUUGCUGCAGCACUUUGCCCCUGGGACCAGAAAGGGCUCCCCAGUAGCCUACUCCCUGCCAGACUGGUAUAUCCACCACAGCAAGCCUCCGACAGCCCACCAGCGACAAGUCCCCGUGGUCUCCAUGCCAGAUUACAUGGUGUAUGAAGAAUUCAACCCUGGUCAGGCCAAUGGCAGCUAUGAGUCCAGACGAGGCCCCUUUGACUUUGACAUGAAAACCGUCUGGCAAAGAGAGGCCGAGGAACUUGAAGACGUGAAGAGAAAGGUGAAACUGCCAGCCAUUAAUUCCAAAAAUCCCAGCAAAGUGGGGACCCCAGUUAGCCACAAAGACCCUGAAGGGAGCAGGCUGUCAUUGCCUCCUAUGCCCGGUCACAAGAGCAGCUCUCCAACCAACUUUUCCAAACUCAUCAGCAACGGCUACAAGGAUGAGUGGUUAGAGCAGCAGAGAGGCGAGUCUGACAAGAGGACCCCGAAGACAUCCAGGGCAUCCUUGUCCACUCGGGCCACAAAGGACUCUGAAAGUACCGAGGACACAGAGACGCCCCAUGAUCCAGAGCCCCCUGAAGAUUCCGAGAAAACUCCAGAUGCAGAAGGAUCUCCUUCAGAAUCGACGCCAGCAGAGCUCAAAUAA
Molecule: messenger RNA, 1210 nt
Organism: Microtus oregoni (creeping vole)
Lineage: Eukaryota; Metazoa; Chordata; Mammalia; Rodentia; Cricetidae
Gene: CUNH7orf57
Product: chromosome unknown C7orf57 homolog
Exons: 7
Coding region: 338-1210 (290 amino acids)
Source: RefSeq, a predicted model, not a curated record